GCCAGAAGAAGACGGGCCAGAUGGCCUCGCGGGGCGUGCUCGGCAAGGCCCUGAGCAACGAGCAGAGGCGCCGGGAGGUGCAGCACGCGCAGGGCGCGGUGCUGGACAAUGCCGUGGGCGUCGGCAGGGGCAAGGACAAGAAGUCGGUGCUCGAGCAGAGCAGCCUGGAGGACUUCUGCGCCAUGGCCGACCUGGCAC
Messenger RNA from Prorocentrum cordatum, 198 nucleotides. The record is from the annotation of a GenBank genome assembly. NCBI's taxonomy places the organism in Eukaryota, Dinophyceae, Prorocentrales, Prorocentraceae.